Messenger RNA from Lampris incognitus (smalleye Pacific opah), 3798 nucleotides. It is a transcript of the gene plpp1a, whose product is annotated as phospholipid phosphatase 1a. The transcript has 6 exons. Bases 262 to 1113 code for a protein of 283 amino acids. Gene Ontology annotation, molecular function: phosphatidate phosphatase activity. Gene Ontology annotation, biological process: phospholipid dephosphorylation; signal transduction; phospholipid metabolic process. Lineage: Eukaryota; Metazoa; Chordata; Actinopteri; Lampriformes; Lampridae. The record is from RefSeq and is a predicted model, not a curated record.
GAUAUACAUGUUGUGCGUGGGCGUCUUUUCCUGAGAUGACUUAAGAUCACUCCGUGCGUGUAAAAGACGCCGUUUUUGCCUUUUCUUUUUGUCUUAUUUUUUUUACAACACCGUUUGCUCUUAACAUUACUAAAACUGGCACUUGGGCGAACGUCGACAGCUGCGACAGCGACGCCUCAAAGGAGGAGCAUCUUGCACUGUUAUCAGACCAUCGCGCCCGAGAGAGUUGAGGGACAGAGAGUUAGGAAGAGAGGAGAAAACAUGUUUGAGAAGAGAGGGAUCCCCUUUAUUCUGCUUGACAUUGCCUGUUUAAUUCUAGGGGGUCUGCCUUUGGCAGCCUUUAACUUCGGUAAAGUUCGCCCCUACGAGAGGGGCUUUUUCUGUAACGAUGGCAGCAUCAGCUAUCCUUUCCACCACAGCACAAUCACCUCCACGGUGCUUUACACUGUGGGCUUCACCCUGCCAAUUUGCAGUAUGCUCUUUGGGGAGUGCCUUUCAGUUUAUCUAAAGCGCAUCAAAUCCAAGUCCUCUUUCAGCAACAUCUACAUCGCAUGUAUUUACAAGGCCGUCGGUACCUUCCUCUUUGGUGCUGCAAUGAGCCAGUCGCUGACCGACAUAGCCAAGUAUUCGAUAGGCCGCCUCAGGCCACACUUUCUUAGUGUGUGCAAACCUGACACGACUCUCAUCAACUGUACCGCUGGGGGGUAUAUUGAAGACUUCACAUGUACUGGAAACAAGAAAAUGGUCAACCAAGCAAGGUUGUCCUUCUAUUCUGGCCACUCCUCUUUUUCCAUGUACUGCAUGAUGUUCUUGGCUCUUUACCUCCAGGCUCGACUUCAAGCUGAGUGGGCCCGACUCCUGCGACCCACACUUCAGUUUUUCCUGAUUGCUGCAUCAGUGUACACAGGAUUGUCCAGGGUGUCAGAUUAUAAACACCACUGGAGUGAUGUGCUGACUGGACUCCUACAGGGCGCCCUCAUGGCAAUCUUUGUUGUCUUUUUUGUGUCAGACUUCUUCAAAAAGAGUGUGGAACCCCAGAAGGAGGUAGACAUCCCCCACACCUCCCUUCAAGAGACUCCUACAAAUGGAAACCACUUUGACAGUCCUAACUAAGCUGGACCAAAGGAAAAGGACCUAUUCCCAGUCCAAACACACACCCUGGACCCCAACUGUCUAGUGUAUUAUCCUGGUGCUUUAACUCAUCCAGCACCCUGACCGGAUGUACAGAGCAAAGUAUUUCUGUUAAUGUGCUCAGUCGUCCUUAUUUUUAAGUCAUGUGAGAUGGUGGCUGAGCUUUAUCUCAGCGAAAAGGGGUGAGAUGCACUAAACUUAUGGCCGCUACUCUUGAUACACUGAAAGUAAAUUUUAAAGGGCUGCACAGAUGCAGAAGAGUUUUGCACCAGUUCACAGUGAAAAGUGGGGCUCCAAGUUUACACCUAUCCAUCCUUUUCAGAUCUGCGUAAACAACUGACCUAAUUGGGGGCUUGGGGUGCUGUAAAGACGGGAACUAUAAAGUGUGUACCUGCUGAGCUAGUGGGAAGACUUUAACUGCAUGCAUCCACUAAAGGGUCCGACCACUGAUGAGGAGGAGGGUGGGAAACCUGUGAAUGUAUCCCUGCAUUGUUCUUUUCCUGAUUUGGAGUCAGCUGCUCCACUCAAGAUGCCGACCUAGAAAUAAGCUUUAUUCCACAACACCAAGAGGUAAAAAGUUUGUUUCCAAACUCUCUCAAAGAAUGUAUCGUCUGGUUUUCAGUGUUUAUUCAAGGGCUUCAUAUGAAAGAAAAUGUUCUUAAAGGAAAACAAUCGUGAUAUUAAUGUUACCUCUCAAAGUUUUAGGGAUAAAACUCCCAUUAGCAGCCAUAAUAAUGAGCGUUCUUCAGCGCGUCUCUGAAACGCUGUCGAAAUCAUGCGGAAGUGUCCACCGGUGAUGAGCAGACAUCUAUGGAGGGGGGGAAAUUUUACUUUUUGGUUUGCCAGUAGGCAGCAUAGUAUAAGAACACAUCGACACUACAUACAGCUGUAUAAGAAAAUAUCAUACAACUCUAUGUUGCAUCCUUCCUCACUUUUACUUAUACAGCACAGGGCAUCAGCAAACCAGAAAGCAAGUCUCCUCUUGAACCGAUUUCCUGCCAAUGACGUCACUGGCAGUAUUUCAGAGACAAAGAGGACUACUCAAUAUUGGGCCGUCCGGGUAGCGUAGCGGUCUAUUCCGUUGCCUACCAACACGGAAUCGCUAGGUCGAAUCCCCGUGUUACCUCCGGCUUGGUCGGGCGUCCCUACAGACACAACUGGCCGUGUCUGCGGGUGGGAAGUCGGAUGUUGGUAUUUGUCCUGGUCGCUGCACUAGCGCCUCCUCUGGUCGGUCGGGGCGCUCCCCGGAUCGGCAGAGAGGGGGUGGAGCAGCGACCAGGACGGUUGGGGGUAAUUGGCCAGAUACAAUUGGGGAGAAAAAGGGGGAAAAUUGAAGAAAAGAAAAAAAAGGACUGCUCAAUAUUAUGGCUGCUAAUGGGAGUGUAAUCCUACAACAUAUGUUGAAAAUCGUGAUUGUUUCGUGGUUUCUCAAUACUGAGGUUAUCAGCCUGAUAAUUUUUUUUUAAGGUAACCUAUGCUUUUAAGGGAAGAUUCACCAGUUUUCAACCUCAUCGUUGUCUAUCCGGGUUGCAUAGCGGUCUAUUCCGUUGCCUACCAAUACGGGGAUCGCCGGUUCGAAUCCCGUGUUACCUCCGGUUUGGUCGGGUGUCCCUAGAGACACAACUGUGGGUAGGUCGCUUGGUCGCUGCACUAGCGCCCCCUCUGGUCGGUCGAGGCGCCUGUUUGGGGAGGAGGGAGAACUCGGGGGAAUAGCGAGAUCCUCCCACGUGCCACGUCCCUCUGGCGAAACUCCUCACUGUCAGGUGAAAAGAAGCAUCUGGCGACUCCACAUGUAUCAUAGGAGGCAUGUGGCGGUCUGCAGCCCUCCCCGGAUCGGCAGAGGGGGUGGAGCAGCGACCGGGAUGGCUCGGAAGAGAGGGGUAAUUGGCCGGAUACAAUUGGGGAUUAAAAAUAAAAUCGUUGUCUACCUGUGACGGGAUAGCGCAUGAAAAACACCCGCAGUUAUUCCUGUUUAACUGCAGCCCCAGAGAUGCAGUGUUGUUUUUUUUCCAGCUGCCAAGUGACGUCACGUUCGUCGCCUGGCAGCUGGAAAAGCCAGCAUAGCAGGGUUUUUAAUAAUGUAAACACUAUUUAAAAACAAAACAAAAAAUCCUCAUUCUCUUCACUAAACUAAGUUUGGUUUCCGGUGAUGGAAAUGACAUGCUACAACACUAGCGCAGAGGAUUUUAUGGACGACAGCUGCUUACUUGCAAUGCAUUCUGGUACAUGUAGGCGCCGUUGGAAGCCUGGGCAGAACAGACGUCUCUGUCGAUAUAGUACACAUAGAGGACUUUAUUGCUUCAGCAGACUACAUUACUCAUUAGUACCGAUCGCACCUACACAAAACCCACUGGUGAAGUUUCCCUUUAAGGAUAGAACAUGCUGGAGACUAAAAUUGAUUUUAAAAUAAAGGACAACGUUGCUCUUUUAUCUGGAGUUGCUGACUCCCGUGGACACAAUCACUGCCAACAGAUUCUCCCAACUUCUGCCUAGAAACAGAAAACAGUCAUUUUCAAGUCCCGUAUUGCCUUGGCUGGACUGCUACUGCUGUGAGCACAGCUCACCGUGUAUCUCAGAACUAAUAUAAAUAUCGAUAUUACCUGUGUAAGCAAAGACAAAAUACCUUACUAUUGUAAACACACAUACACAUACACACACACACACACA